Vanessa tameamea is the source of this 3890-nucleotide messenger RNA. It is a transcript of the gene conv, whose product is annotated as convoluted. Lineage: Eukaryota; Metazoa; Arthropoda; Insecta; Lepidoptera; Nymphalidae. The transcript has 19 exons. The record is from RefSeq and is a predicted model, not a curated record. Gene Ontology annotation, cellular component: extracellular matrix. Bases 156 to 3521 code for a protein of 1121 amino acids. Gene Ontology annotation, molecular function: protein binding.
GUACUUCCUACUAUGGAGUGGGCUGUGUUAUUGCUUCUCUGAAAAAAAAUUGCGUAUUAUUUUCGCAAUUAUUAUGUUUUACUAAUUUAAAAUAUUAAAUCCAGUAGACAAAUAAUAGUGAUUGCUGUUAUAAUAUAAAUUAAAAGCAGAUCACAAUGGCGAUACUCAUAUUUUUUAUGUUGGCAACUAUUCUCCCAAAUUUAAAUUCAGAAUAUAUUCCACCUGGCCCAGUAUACCCUUGUCCAAAAGAGUCCGACAAUCAGCUCCUGUUUCCCUGCGUAUGUCAAAAGGGGACAGAUGCAGGCUUGCACAUUAAAUGUGAGAAUACAGGGUUGGCAGUCAUGAGUGUUGGACUGGGGAAUAUAGCUAGUUUAGGGUUGCCAAUUGAAAGAUUGGAAUUAAAAGAAUGCAAAAUAUCCCAUCUCUUCGGCCCACUCCUCCAUCGCUCAACAGUACGUACGUUACACGUCAUCGACACACCCAUAAAGUCAAUAGAUGGCUACGCGUUUGCCGGUGUGAAAAGGACUUUGCAGGAAAUAUAUAUGGUCAAUACAAGGAUCAGUCAAUUUCCAAAGGAUGCUUUUAAGAUACUAGGUAACCUAACAAUCCUGUCAAUAGAUGGACACAGUAUGACGUCACUCAGUAAGGACAUUUUCGCUGGUAGCUUGGCUGUCGGACGGCUGGAGAAGUUGCAUCUCGUUAAUGGCUUGCUGUCUGAUAUUCCCGUUGAAGCCUUUCAACAUUUAAGAAAAUUGAAAAUAUUAGAUCUACACGGUAAUAGGUUAGUCAAUCUGAAGAGGAAUCAAUUUAAGGGACUACGGGACACGGAAGUGUUGGAUUUGAGUUAUAACAAAAUCACUAAACUGGACGGAAGCCAUAUUGGUGAUUUGACUAAACUCGGAUGGUGCAAUGCGAGUCAUAAUCAACUUCCGGAAAUACCGAGAGGUAUGUUCGCGAGAAAUACGGUCAUAAAAGUUGUACAUCUGGACAAUAAUAAGAUUAAGAAGUUGGACACGAACAGCUUCAGAGGGAUGAGGUUUUUGAGACGUCUGUACCUCCAGGACAAUCAAAUAUCAGAUGUAGGCAGAGGGACGUUCUCAGCGGUGACUCGUAUAGGAACAGUGGAUCUGGCGAGGAACUUCAUUACGAAGGUCGAUUACCAGAUGUUCCAGCAGGUCAAAUAUGCAGAGCUAAUCAACCUCGCAGAGAACAACAUCACGUUGAUCGACAAGCAAGCGUUCACCGAUUUGUACUUGGCCGUUGUGAAUAUAUCCCACAAUGCUCUGUCGAGAAUCGAACCGGGCGCGUUUCAGAACUGCAACAACAUGACGCUCUUGGAUUUGAGUUUUAAUAAUUUGAAAGAUAUCGAUAAGAAUGCGUUCGAUGAAAAUACGUACGCGAAUGAACUGCAAGUUUCACACAACGAGUUCACUAGUAUGGGGCAGAUACCGAUCCACAACAUGACGGGUAUCCGCGUGUUGAACGCGUCGUAUAACUUCAUAACGACGAUUCCCAAAGCGACGUUUCCGAAGCUGUACGAGCUGCACACGGUCGACGUGUCGCACAACAACCUCACGGACGUGUACAACGCCGUCUUCCAGAACUUGUUCUCUAUCAGAUACCUCAAUCUAAGUUACAAUUCGCUAGAGCGUAUCAAGCCAGCGACAUUCGGCACGAUACCGACGGUCCUGGAGCUGGACCUGUCGCACAAUAGAUUGCAAGACGUCUCUCGUGGUAGUCUGGCGAAGUUGGCUAGUUGCAGACUACUGGACAUCAGCUACAACUAUCUAACCAAGAUCUUCCAAAUACCCAUUAGUUUGGGUGAACUAAACUUCGGCCACAAUAACCUGUCGGAAAUUGCGUACAACACGUGGCCGACGAUGAACGCGCUGCUGCGGCUCAACCUGUCGGCGAACGCGCUGGCCGACCGCCUCUCGGGCUCCGCUUUCUCCGGCCUGCUGACGCUGCAGUCGCUGGACCUGUCGAGCAACGGGCUGACUCGACCCCCCUGGGAGGCGCUGAACACGUUGACUAGCUUGCAGUAUUUGUAUUUGCAGUACAAUAAUCUUACAUCGCUCUCCAAAUCCGCGUUCGGUAACUUGCCUACAACAUUCAAGCUCGACCUGUCGUACAACCAGCUGACGGACUUGGGGCCGAGGACGUUCAACGGUAUGCAACAGCUGUUGGAUUUGUCGCUACGCGGUAAUCAACUGGAGAAGAUACCGAACGAAGUUUUCAAAGGAUUAGUCGCUUUAAGGAAAUUGGAUCUCUCUUACAACAAACUGGACAAGAUAGACAACAAAACGAAUGGACUUCUAGACGACUGUCUGUCACUGGAAAUGGUGAACCUAAGCCACAAUCAAUUCGGUUUUCUAACAAGGAAGAUGUUCCCAGCGAAUCCUUGGAUACCGUACAGACUCAUGGAAGUCGACCUGAGUCACAACGAGAUACCGGUUGUCACGUAUGACAUAACAUUUGGCGGGAAGAAAUUGAAAAAGUUGAAUCUUUCCAACAACUAUAUUAAUGAUAUUCGGAAUAAUGUACUAGGUAACUUAACGUCAUUGGAAGUUAUAGAUCUGUCUAAUAAUCAGCUGAAAGAUCUGGUAUCGAGGACGUCGGAUACGACUUUCAAUCUUCCAGACAAUAUAACCGAGAUGUAUCUACAGAAUAACACGUUGGAAGUGUUGCCAGUCGACAGUUUGGUGAAGGCGAAGUAUUUCAAAGUGUUGGACGUCCGGAAAAAUUAUCUGACGAGUUUUUAUCCGGAAAUCGUUAAAAUGAUACGAGACAACGGCUUACGAGUAUAUUUCGAAGAUAAUAAACUCAAAUGCGAUUGCUUCACUCGUCCUUUAAAGCAUUACAUAGAUAAAUUACCCGCGUCGGUGUUGGCAGCUGACAAUAAAUAUAAAAACAUAACGUGCUUCGAGCCGCCGACGUUGGAAAACGAGAACUUCUUUAAUUUGGACGAGGAAAGAUUAUUGUGCGCCAGCAACGUCGAAUUGAAUGAUAAAAUAAGGAAUUAUGGCAACACUGAGUACGAUUUUACGUCCGAACCUGAUGUCUUGUUCAGGGAUGUGCAAUACUCGCAGACGUCAAUAUACGCGCAUUGGUACGUACCGACGGCAGACGACGUCGCCGAUUUUUAUCUUUACAUAAGGGACAAAAACAACACAUUGUACUUCAGCCAAGAUAUUUCCUACAACCUCCGUUCCCUAACGAUACCGGUUGAAAAAGAUUUCAAAACAACAGUCCAAAAUGGCGCCGACAUCUGCAUCCAAGCGAAGAGUUCCAACGGUUUCGCGCGCAAAUGGUUUGACAGCCAAUGUCAAAUAGUCCCGUCGAAUUUCGAUUCAUGGCCGAAGAAAUUGACAGUUGACAAAAGGAGGUUGUCGAAAAAGAAGGUCAAAUAUGGUUGGUUCGGCAAGAAUAGCGUGCUUGGCCUAGUAAGCGAUUCGAUUUUGAUAACGCUCUGCAUAUUUUUAGGCGUUUGUUUUAGGAGAUUGGCUGAUUUGGAUAUUUGAUUAUUUUAUAUAUAUAUUUAUUUUGGAAAAAACUAAUUGACCUUAAGAGGUUUUGACUUUUGCUUUUAUUGAAAGACGUAGUUUUUGUGUCUCUUUCUAAUUUAUAUAUUUAAUAAGAAAGAGACUCCGAGAAAAGUAUGAUGCGUUUAUUGGUUAAGCAGGAUAAUGAGUACUUUGCUUAUUAUUAUUUGAAAAACCGUGAAAAAUUCGUGUUUAAAACAGAUCAAAAACGUUUAUUUUAUUCCGUCCACAAAUACGGCUUUUGCUGUUUAAAAUACUCAUUAAUGACAAUUUUAAAUUAUUAUCGAGCUUAUUUAUACAAUUUAAUUAUAUAAUUCAUAAAAUCUCAUAAAAAAACAUUUUUGAUGG